AUGGAUCUUCCUAACGUACAGGGUUACGUGGUGUCGAUGGAGCAACAAGUGGCACUAUUUGAAGUGGUUCAGGCCGUUAUCACACUGCAGCCGGGUCAUCAUGCAAGCGCUGAGUUCUUUGCUAAGUCGCUCUUCUUCAUGAGCGUCGGAAGCAACGACAUCUUCGAUCACCACGAUUACAAUGAGACCACCGUGUCCCAGCCUGAGCUGAUGGCUGCGCUUCAGUCUAACUACACAGCCCAACUGACUGCUUUGUAUGACUUGGGAGCUUGGAAAUUCGGGAUCGUGAGCGUCCCUCCGAUCGGGUGCUGCCCCUAUGCGCGGCUCCAGAACUUGAAGGCAAACAGGUCGGGCUGUUUUGCGGAGCUGAACAAUUAUGCGCGGUCCUUCCAUUCGAUGAUCUCGGCUUUGUUGCAGAAUCUGAGCUCACAGCUCCAAGGCAUGGUCUACUCGCUUGGAGACGCAUAUACCAUGACCUCUACCCUCAUGGACGAUCAUCUUGCCGUUGGCAUUGACAACAUAGAAGAAGCGUGCUGUGGGCGCGGGACGCUGAAUGCGGAGAAGCCGUGCUUCACCAACGACAUCCCCAACCUGUGCCCGAACCGCAGCGAUCACUUGUUCUGGGACAUGUUCCACCUGACCGAGUACGUGGCCCAGAAAGCUGCCAUCACCCUUUUCACCGGGGGCCCGACCUUCGUGGCGCUGAUGAACUUCAGCCAGUUGGCCUGGGCCAGCGCAUGA
Rhodamnia argentea is the source of this 741-nucleotide messenger RNA. Its product is annotated as GDSL esterase/lipase At1g33811-like. The record is from RefSeq and is a predicted model, not a curated record. The coding region runs from base 1 to 741 and encodes 246 amino acids. NCBI's taxonomy places the organism in Eukaryota, Viridiplantae, Streptophyta, Magnoliopsida, Myrtales, Myrtaceae. The transcript is spliced from 3 exons. Gene Ontology annotation, molecular function: hydrolase activity, acting on ester bonds.